Molecule: messenger RNA, 2132 nt
Organism: Mizuhopecten yessoensis (Yesso scallop)
Lineage: Eukaryota; Metazoa; Mollusca; Bivalvia; Pectinida; Pectinidae
Product: caspase-1-like
Exons: 19
Coding region: 1280-2038 (252 amino acids)
Biological process (GO): proteolysis
Molecular function (GO): cysteine-type endopeptidase activity
Source: RefSeq, a predicted model, not a curated record
UUGUGAUUGGUCCUAAUUGCAUGAGGUGAUUCAGUUUGUUUUCGGAGAACAACAUAUUUAACCAUACUUCCCAGUUUUUCUAGUGUAUUAACCAGGACAAACUUUUAGGAUGGAUUGCAGUGACGCAAAAAAGAAGAGCUCUACUUGAAACGAUAGGAGAUGAACUAAUGCCUGAUGAAUUCUCUAUCAUAAAAUUUCUCUUAACUGGUGUGGUUCCGGAUGGAAAACUACAAAAAUGCACCACAGGUUCAGCAUUGCUUAUUGCAAUCGGUACAAACGGGAGUGACGAGCAAGUAAUAGAAGGUUUGGCAAGAGCUGGCAGAAAAGAUCUAGCUUUUAAAUAUAGCGAAGGUUGUAGCCACGAAGGAGGGCCUCUUGGUGAAAAAAUAACAAAAAAUCUUGAUGACCUGAAAAAGACAUAUCUAAAAGAAUUUAGGGUCAUUUUAGUGUGUAUAGCUGAUGAGCUUACAGAUGGGGAGGACCUGCAAAACCUCAAAGGCAUCACAACGGAUAUUCCAAAGAGAGCGCUAGGGAAUGCAGACACUGUCCUGGAUUUCUUAAGUUUACUCAUUAAGGAGAAGAAGCUGGAGCCUCACACUUUAGACACUGCCCUUUUAGACCCAUUACAACAUCUCCGGAUAACACACUGGGUGAAAAAGCAUUCAGGGAAAAUAUCCGAUUUUAAAGAAAGGCUUGCCUUACGUGCAGCAGAAGAAAGAGAAGGUUCAAGAGGCUUCCCUGUCACAGAAAAUGCACCAGAAUUGGCAGAGACACAAGAUUCCCAGAGCAGUGAGGAUGGAAAUGAAAGCCAAGAUCAACCUCCAGAAAAAGAACAAAAAGUGGCAGAAGUAGAACAUUCUCCGAAAAGUGAGGAGGAAAAAAAGAUUCCAGAAUAAUCUCCAGAAAAUGUAACUCAAAAGGCGGAAACUGAAGUUUCCAAGAACUGCAAAGAGAAAAGGGAAAGUCAAGAACAGCCCCCAGUAGUCCGGCAGAUUGGUGCAGAAAUCAGAAGAAUUAAAAAGGACAGAAUGGAUCGGAUACUGAAGAGGAGAGAGGUAGCAGGUCUGAUCCGGAUAAAGAAAAAGAACAAAAAGUGGCAGAAGUAGAACAUUCUCCGAAAAGUGAGGAGGAAAAAAAGAUUCCAGAACAAUCUCCAGAAAAUGUAACUCAAAAGGCGGAAACUGAAGAUUCCAAGAACUGCAAAGAAAAAAGGGAAAGUCAAGAACAGCCCCCAGAAAAAGGACAGAAUGGAUCGGAUACUGAAGAGGAGAGAGGUAGCAUGAGGGAUCCGGAUAAAGAAAAAGAACAAAAAGUGGCAGAAGUAGAACAUUCUCCGAAAAGUGAGGAGGAAAAAAAGAUUCCAGAACAAUCUCCAGAAAAUGUAACUCAAAAGGCGGAAACUGAAGAUUCCAAGAACUGCAAAGAGAAAAGGGAGAGUCAAGAACAGCCCCCAGAAAAAGGACAGAAUGGAUCGGAUACUGAAGAAGAGAGAGGUAGCAGGACGGAUCUGGAUGAAGCAGAAGAUGUAGUACCGGAACAUUCCUAUGCUGACAGAGCGAGAUCUGAUACAGCAUUUGACCAUAUAAACAUGAUGGGGUUUAUCGAUAGAAAACACAAAUUCAGUUCCUGGCCCAACCGUUCCUCAAUGAAAGUACCUGACACGACACCUGAACACUAUAAGGUUUCUCGACCAGUAGAAAAUGUCAGACUUGGAGAAUACAAAAUGACACGAACACCAAGAGGAAAGGCUGUGAUUUUUAACAUUGAGAACUUCCGCAAAUCCCAAAAUCAUGCCACAGAUGAGCCCAUAAAAGACCGAACAGGUUCUUCAAUUGACGCAGAUGGCCUCGUGAAGGUGUUUAAUCACUUGCAUUUCGACGUGGAACGCUUUGAUGAUUUUUCAUUCAAUGAGAUAAAUGGCAGACUCCGUAACCUUGGAGAGGAAACUGAUCAUGAUAAUGUCGAUUGCAUUGCAAUAUUCAUUCUAACGCAUGGGCAGAAUGGCAAAACUUUUAGAUGCAAAUGGGUCAGCGUUUGAGUUAGCAUUAUUUCGCAAGUACUUUCAUGCCAGCAAAUGUGUGACACUUGCUGGAAAACCGAAGAUGUUCUUCAUACAGGCUUGCCAAGGACCU